ACCCCUGACAUGAAUUGAAAAACCAUAGGCUGACCAGUUACCGACCCUUUAAGAUAGGGACAAAACAUAGUUGUCAAUUUAUCAACAAAUUUUCUCCAUCUCUAUUCAAAAUGGGGCCACACCCAAUGCAAUUCCAAAGACUAGCCAGCUAAGUGUAAACUUCCUUUAUAAAAGGUACAUAAAAACACAUAUGAAAAGAAUGUACUCUAAUUCUAUUAAUAAUAACAACCCUCAAAAUAUUUUGUCAUAGAAAAAAAAAAUGUUGAUGGAGUCUAAGGAGUCUCUUGCUCAAUUGGGAUCUUAUCUUGGUGGGUUAAUGUUCCUUUGGGCAAUAUUUCAACAAUUUUUCCCUAAUCAACUUCGAAAUUACCUUGAGAAAUACUCACAAAGAUUGGCUAGUCAUCUUUACCCUUAUAUACAAAUCAGAUUCAAUGAGCUGACUGGGGAACGUCUUAUGAGAAGUGAGGCUUACUCUGCCAUUGAAAAUUACUUAAGCACAAACUCAUCACUCCAUGCAAAGAGGCUGAAGGCUGAUGUAGUGAAGAGCAACAACCAAUCACUUGUUCUAAGCAUGGAUGAUCAUGAAGAAGUUGUUGAUGAAUUUAAAGGAGUAAAGCUUUGGUGGGCUUCAGGUAAAAACAAUUCUAAAACUCAAACAGUUUCUUUCUACCAAGUUUCUGAUGAGAGAAGAUACUACAUUCUCACUUUCCAUAAAAGGCAUAGAGAACUUAUUGUUGGGGCUUACCUUAAUCAUGUUCUUAAAGAAGGUAAAGCUAUUAAAGUGAGGAAUAGGCAAAGAAAGCUUUAUACAAAUCAUGGUUCUUAUUGGAGUCAUGUUGUGUUUCAACACCCUGCAACUUUUCAAACACUUGCUUUAGAGCAAGAAAAGAAGCAAGAUAUCAUUGAUGAUUUGAUUGCUUUUAGUCAAGCAGAGGAGUUUUAUGCAAGAAUUGGUAGAGCUUGGAAAAGGGGUUAUUUGCUAUAUGGUCCUCCAGGAACUGGGAAAUCAACCAUGAUUUCUGCUAUGGCUAAUUUGUUAAACUAUGACAUCUAUGACCUUGAGUUGACUGCUGUUAGAGACAACACUGACCUUAGAAGGCUUCUGAUUGAGACAUCAAGUAAGUCUAUUAUUGUGAUUGAAGACAUUGAUUGUUCACUAGAGUUAACUGGACAGAGAAAGAAGAAGAAGAAGGAGAAAAAGGAAGAUGAUCAAGAUGGAAAAGAACACAAGGAGAAGAAAGAAGAGAAAGAAGAUAAAAACAGCCAGGUGACUCUUUCUGGUCUUUUGAAUUUCAUUGAUGGGAUUUGGUCAGCUUGUGGUGGUGAAAGGAUCAUAGUUUUUACUACUAAUUAUGUAGAAAAACUUGACCCUGCUCUAAUCAGAAAGGGAAGAAUGGACAAGCAUAUUGAAUUGUCUUACUGUGGUUUUGAAGCUUUUAAAGUUUUGGCUAAAAACUAUCUUUGUAUUGAAGACCACCCUUUGUUUUCAACAAUUGGUAAAUUGUUGGGUGAAGCCAAAAUAACACCUGCUGAGGUUGCUGAGCAUUUGAUGCCUAAGAAAAUUGUUUCUGGGCAAGCUGAAAUCUCUCUCAAGAGUCUGAUUCAAGGUCUUGAAAAAGCCAAACAGGAUGAGAAACUCAAAGCUGAGGAAGAAGAAGCCAAAAAGAAGGCUUUGGAUGACAAAAAUGAAGAUAAGCAUCAAGAAUCAAAAUGUGACUUAAAGAGUAAUGGUUACUAGUAAAGGAGUCAUUCUCAAUUUGGAUUAUUAUUAUUAUUAUUAUGUACAAUUCACUAAUUCAGUUUAGUUGGUAUUACCCAACUAAACUUGUUUUACAAUUAGAAGUAUUAAUAAAAAUUUCUCUUUUCUUUA
Cannabis sativa is the source of this 1870-nucleotide messenger RNA. Its product is annotated as AAA-ATPase ASD, mitochondrial. Gene Ontology annotation, molecular function: ATP hydrolysis activity; ATP binding. The record is from RefSeq and is a predicted model, not a curated record. Bases 260 to 1738 code for a protein of 492 amino acids. Lineage: Eukaryota; Viridiplantae; Streptophyta; Magnoliopsida; Rosales; Cannabaceae. The transcript has a single exon.